AUGGCAAGUACAAGGAUUACGAUUAAACAUCAAAAACGAAUUUCUAAAGAUCUAAGAUGUGCAUGUUGGAACAUACGCUCAUGGGCCGGAAGAGAGCAUGAAAUACUGCUUGAAAUGCAAAAGCAUAAAAUCGAUAUAUGCGCUAUCUCGGAGACAAAACGUAAGGGUAAGGGCGAAUUAACUUACACCGAUUACAUCCUCAAAUAUAGCGGAAUUGCAAAAUCUAAAAGAGCCGUAGCAGGAGUAGGUAUUUUAAUUAACACAAAGCUCAUACCAAACAUAGAGGAUACAUAUUAUGUUGACGAGAGAAUCAUAAAAGUCGUGUUAGAUAUUGGUAAAGAAAAAAUCCACUUUCUAAGUGUGUAUGCACCAGAUUCCAGUAGAAAAAAAGAGGAAACGGACAAUUUCUACGAAAACCUGCAAAAAGAAAUUGACAAAAUCCCAACAGGUGAAAAAACAUUUAUUCUUGGGGAUAUGAAUGCAAGAGUUGGAAAUAAUGUCGUAGAUGGGGUCAAGCAAAGAUUCAGUGAAGAUCAAACAAACGAAAAUGGCAUAAAACUUACACUUUUCUGUGCAAAUAACGAAUUAAGAAUAAAUAACACAUAUUUCAAUCACAAAAAACAACACAAAAUAACCUGGUCAAACACAAGAGGUUCCACAUCUACAAUAGACUAUAUAAUAACAAACAGAGCAAUUCAUCCAAACAUAAUACUAGAUGUACGUUCACUAUCACAACUUGGUUCUCGCAAAAAUAAGAUUGUCUAUAAAAUUAAAAAAGAAAAGACAAUCAAUGCUUCGCGAAAAACUAAACAUUGA
Molecule: messenger RNA, 816 nt
Organism: Condylostylus longicornis
Lineage: Eukaryota; Metazoa; Arthropoda; Insecta; Diptera; Dolichopodidae
Product: craniofacial development protein 2-like
Exons: 1
Coding region: 1-816 (271 amino acids)
Biological process (GO): chromatin remodeling
Cellular component (GO): nucleus
Molecular function (GO): catalytic activity
Source: RefSeq, a predicted model, not a curated record